This is a messenger RNA of Dendroctonus ponderosae (mountain pine beetle), 1420 nucleotides long. It is a transcript of the gene Rheb, whose product is annotated as GTP-binding protein Rheb homolog. Gene Ontology annotation, molecular function: GTPase activity; GTP binding; GDP binding. The transcript has a single exon. Bases 558 to 1109 code for a protein of 183 amino acids. The record is from RefSeq and is a predicted model, not a curated record. Gene Ontology annotation, cellular component: plasma membrane. Gene Ontology annotation, biological process: small GTPase-mediated signal transduction. Lineage: Eukaryota; Metazoa; Arthropoda; Insecta; Coleoptera; Curculionidae.
ACCUGAAGGUCCGAGGUUCGAAUCCCAGCCGUGCACAUGCAAAAUCAAAAAGUAGCGAGCUGGUAAAAUUGCACUAAUAAGUAGCAGAACCAAAAAAAAGUGCCGUAUACGAAGCAGUGUAUGCCACUGGGAUAAAUUGUGUAAGACCCGUCCGUAGAGGCAAGUCAUUCUACCGCUUUCGUCGUUUUUGACUUGGCAACGCUGGAGUCAAUGUUGUUGUCAUAUUCUGACAAGUCCAUAUUUUAUCGGAAGUUAAUGUGAUAUGAAUACAUGACCCCUGACCUCACGGGUACAUUAAAAGUAAAUAGCUGGACAUGAUCAAAUUUUCUGACUUGUCGAACGAUUCGAUGUUUGUGAAGUGCGGAUUCUUGUCUCGAGUAUUUUUAAUUUAUACAGAGUUAAAAAUGUACAAGCUAACAUUGAGUGUUAAAUAAAUUGCAAACUGGCCUUAGAAUUGAUAAAAGUUUCGCUGGCAAUAAUGCGUCGUUAAAUGGUGUUCAUUUCGCACGGGAUUUGCGUUGUGAAAUAAAUAUCAAGGGUUUUGGCGAAACACCAAAAUGCCUGCAGCAAAGCAACGGAAAAUAGCUGUUAUGGGAUAUAGGUCAGUGGGAAAAUCCUCUUUGAGCAUUCAGUUCAUUGAAGGACAGUUUGUGGACUCUUACGACCCAACCAUCGAGAACACCUUCACAAAGACCGUCAGGGUGAACUCUCAGGAUUAUGAAAUUCGUCUAAUGGACACUGCUGGUCUAGAUGAAUAUUCUAUGUUUCCUUCACAAUACGUUAUUGAUAUACAUGGCUAUGUGUUAGUGUACAGUAUCACUAGUGUAAAAUCGUUUGAUGUAGUUAAAUCAAUAUAUAAUAAACUAUUAGACAUCACAGGAAAGGUCCAGGUUCCUGUUGUCCUAGUGGGGAACAAAACAGAUCUUCAUUUAGAGAGACAAGUGUCCACAAGUGAUGGUAAGAAGUUAGCUAAAGACUGGAAUGCCAUUUUUCUUGAGACAUCCGCAAAAGAAAACUUAUCUGUAUCGGAUGUAUUUCAUUUGUUACUGUCCGAGAUUGAAAAGGCAAAUGGAAAUUCAGGCGACAAGCCAAACUGUUCAAUAUCUUAAUGUUUAAAUAUUAAAUCUAAAGAAUCGCUUUUUUUCCAUUGUAAUAUUUAUUUUAAGAAUGUACGUUAACUAUUCGUUCCUUCAACAAGGAAUAUGAUCUAAUUAUAAUUAUUUAAUGUAUAAUAAAAAAAAGUAAAAUAGUAGUUAUGUAGGUUUUUUAUUCCUCUAUAUACUGGGAUAAGGAAAUGUGUCUAAAACGAAUGGUUAAACUAAAAUAGCAUAUAACCGCAAUUUUUCAUAGAUGACAUAAGAAAUACGGGGUGUAGCUAGUUUUUAGUAUGCUUUCGUUUAUUAAAAGAAUUUUCUGUUUA